Diaporthe batatas is the source of this 501-nucleotide messenger RNA. RefSeq lists its product as uncharacterized. The record is from RefSeq and is a predicted model, not a curated record. The transcript has a single exon. NCBI's taxonomy places the organism in Eukaryota, Fungi, Ascomycota, Sordariomycetes, Diaporthales, Diaporthaceae. The coding region runs from base 1 to 501 and encodes 166 amino acids.
AUGUUGCGCUUCCUGCUCAUCCUCGUCUACAUACUCGGCUUCCUCACCGCAGCAGUCAUGACCAUCCGACAUGCCCACGACAGCGAUACAGGGUCCACAAACUGGGACCAGCCCUGGGUCCCGGGCAUAGCCCGCCGCGACGCCUGCGCCAUGCCUUUCUUCCCGGUCUUCUUCCUCCUGCCGGCCAUCCUCUGGCCCCUCAUCCUGGCGGGCGGCAUCCUGCUCGCGGCCGGCGCCGGCUUGUGCAUGAUGCUCAGCUCCGCGACCUCGUGCUGCGGCAUACCGCUCCCCCGCGGUGACAAGAAACAGGCCGGCGGCGACGGCGAGCUGCCUGGGGACUUGGAGAUGGGGGCGGGUAGUGGGUCUGCUGAGGGUGGGGAUGGGCGUGCCGCAGAAGGUAGCGACAAGGAGUCGGAACACCCGCCCUCGUAUGCGUCUCUUGGGCCCCGGGAGGAUGGCGAUGGAGAGGCAGAUGGUCUUCUUGGCCAGGGUGCUAAGUGA